Messenger RNA from Populus trichocarpa (black cottonwood), 2205 nucleotides. Its product is annotated as eukaryotic translation initiation factor 3 subunit D. The record is from RefSeq and is a predicted model, not a curated record. Lineage: Eukaryota; Viridiplantae; Streptophyta; Magnoliopsida; Malpighiales; Salicaceae. Gene Ontology annotation, biological process: translational initiation. Gene Ontology annotation, cellular component: cytoplasm; eukaryotic translation initiation factor 3 complex. Gene Ontology annotation, molecular function: translation initiation factor activity. The coding region runs from base 174 to 1898 and encodes 574 amino acids. The transcript has a single exon.
AGGCCUAGUAUCUUAAUUCGCAGGUAACCUUCACUCAAAAGGUCAAAACCUUACCUCCUCCACAAGCAACAUAAACAAGCAGGGUUUCUUCAACCUCCAAAAAAACCCCCCAUCGUCUGGGGUCCGCUUUCAGAUCACUCAAAUCAACCUCAUAACCUCCAAAUUCCAUUCCAAUGGUAGACGGCUUCGAAGUAGGUGCCGUCCAUUUCAACUCCGAAGGCUGGGGUCCGCCGGACGCCACCGUCACCCCAACCACCACCUCCACACUCCCUCUCAACGUCCCCUACGCUCCCUUCUCUCGCUCCGAAAAGCUCGGCCGAAUCGCUGAUUUCACUCGCAUUCUUAACCCAGGCUCCGGUGAAGGCGGUGGUGGUGGCCGCAAAAGCGCUGCAUCCGACUCCGUCUUCGACUUCACUGCCGAUGAUUCCUUCCCCUCUGGCGCUGACAACGACUCCACUUUUCGUCUCGUUGACGGGAAGCCACCUCCAAGGCCGAAGUUUGGACCCAAGUGGCGGUUUAACCAGCACCACCGACCUCAGCUCCCGCAACGUCGCGAUGAGGAAGUAGAGGCAAAGAAGCGAGAGGCGGAGAAAGAGAGGGCACGUAGGGAUCGACUUUAUUAUCUUAACCGGUCCAACCAGAAUCAGCAACGUAGGGAAGCGGCUGUGUUUAAGAGUUCUGUGGAAAUCCAGACGGAAUGGAAUAUGCUUGAUAAGAUUCCGUUUAGCAUAUUUACGAAACUGUCCUUCUCAGUCUCAGAACCGGAGGAUAUGAUUUUAUGUGGUGGGCUAGAGUUUUACGAUAAGAGUUUUGAUAGAAUUACCCCGAAGGCGGAACGGAGAUUGGAAAGGUUUAAGAAUAGGAAUUUCUUUAAGGUAACUACUACUGAUGAUCCUGUUAUUAGAAGAUUAGCUAAUGAAGAUAAAGCUACUGUUUUUGCUACUGACAAUAUUUUAGCUACAUUAAUGUGUGCAACCCGGUCUGUUUAUUCGUGGGAUAUCGUGGUUCAAAGGGUAGGAAAUAAGUUGUUUUUUGAUAAAAGAGAUGGGUCUCAGCUUGAUUUGUUGUCAGUUCAUGAGACGUCACAGGAGCCUUUACCCGAGGCCGAGGAUGAUAUAAAUUCGGCAUAUUCAUUGAGUGUUGAGGCUGCUUAUAUUAAUCAGAACUUCUCGCAGCAAGUUUUGUUUAGGGAUGGGAAUAAGGUUUCGUUUGAUGAGCCUAACCCCUUUGCCAAUGAAGGGGAGGAGGUUGCAUCUGUGGCUUAUAGGUAUAGGAGGUGGAAGUUGGAUGAUGACAUGUAUCUUGUUGCAAGGUGUGAGGUGCAGAGUGUUGUUGAGGUUAAUAAGCAAAGGUCGUUUUUGACGUUGAAUGCUCUUAAUGAGUUUGAUCCUAAGUAUUCUGGUGUUGAUUGGAGGCAGAAGUUGGAGACUCAAAGGGGUGCUGUUUUGGCUACCGAAUUGAAGAAUAAUGCGAAUAAAUUGACUAAAUGGACUGCUCAAGCGUUGUUGGCUAAUGCAGAUAUGAUGAAGUUAGGAUAUGUUUCUAGGGUUCAUCCAAGGGAUCAUUUCAAUCAUGUGAUUUUGGCUGUUGUUGGAUAUAAGCCUAGGGACUUUGCUUCUCAGAUUAAUUUGAAUACCUCCAAUAUGUGGGGUAUUGUGAAGAGUAUUGUUGACUUGUGUAUGAAAUUGAAUGAGGGUAAGUAUGUGCUGGUGAAAGACCCAUCUAAACCACAAGUGAGGAUUUAUGAGGUUCCAGCUGAUGCUUUUGAGAAUGAUUAUGUGGAGGAGCCUUUGCCUGAGGAGGAACAAGCUCAGCCUCCUGAGGAGAAUGCCGAGAAUACAGAGGCAAAUGGGGUGACAAAUGAUGUGGAAGAUAAAGAGAUUGGUGCUCAAGUUUGAGGGUAAUGGUCUACUUUUUCUGUGAUUAGUUCAUUGUAAUUAACUGCAUUUGACAUUCAACAUAUAAAUAUGAUGAUGAUGAUGGCUUGUGGAAAUUAUACUGAAACUUCUAGGUGAUAAUCAAAUGUUAUCAUGUCUUCUAUUGUGUGAUGACCAGUUUGUUAAGUGGUCUCUGAUGUCCCUUUGCAUGAGAGGCUGAAUUAGCAUUCAGCAUUACAGUAGAUUAAGUCAUGAUUGGAGUCAAGGUCUGAUGUACUCAUAGGCAUGCAGCAAGAAAUGGAAAUUCUAUAUAUUGAUUCGAUCAACA